Messenger RNA from Cucumis sativus (cucumber), 1342 nucleotides. Its product is annotated as callose synthase 5-like. The record is from RefSeq and is a predicted model, not a curated record. Gene Ontology annotation, cellular component: plasma membrane. The transcript has 9 exons. Gene Ontology annotation, molecular function: glucosyltransferase activity. The coding region runs from base 689 to 1159 and encodes 156 amino acids. NCBI's taxonomy places the organism in Eukaryota, Viridiplantae, Streptophyta, Magnoliopsida, Cucurbitales, Cucurbitaceae.
ACACACGUUGAAGCCUAUUUUUAACUUAGUAUAUUAGACUUGUUGUAAUGAAGUUUAGUUUGGCAAUUGGCAAUUCACCAUUUAGAAAAUUGUUUGAUUUGUUUUUAUUGUGCUAGUUGCUGUCAUUUUGCAGUUUGCACAAGUAUUUGUAGCUAAGUCAUGUCAAUUCAUCUAUAUGGUGCAUAAUGGUUUUUUAGUGUACACUUUCCACCCCUCUUUCCUCCUUUUGGAUAGAAGUUGCUCAAAAUGUUCCAUCUCGUGAAUUAAUUGUUUCCCUGUUUUCAUAGGCAGGAAGCGUGGAUGUUCAAUUAUAUAUACGUUUGUUUAGGAGCUAUUUUUGAUACCCUGAAAUCAUUUGAUUCAUAGACCUAUUAUCUUUUAUGCUAUGAGUUGGUCUAAAUGUAUAUUUUGUUGUCUCCAUUAGACUGAGGAUCCACUAUCUUUUCAUUGUAGAUAAUAUAUGGGUCCUCGAAAAUGUUCUGCUUCAGUUUUCCUGAUAAUUUAUGUUCCAGACUUAUGAUGGAAUGAUUAUUGGAGAACAUUCUAGGGAAUCAGAUCUAGAUGUUAAUCUUGUAAGAACUAAAGAAAACUUACCAAUAUCCGUUCUGCUUGCAAAGAUGAAAACGUGAAGCUAUCUCCACCUCGACUUAUAUGAGUCUUGAAGAAGCGAUAGGAUACGUUGCAUCUGAUGAACUUAUUAAGGGAGAUGGAUCUCUUGCUAGUUCCUUAUUCCUCAGAUCCCAGCCUAAAAAUAAUCCAAAUGCCUCCCUUUUUACUAGCCAGCAAGAUUCCAAUAGCAUUGGAUAUGGCUGUUGAAUUUCGAUCCAGAGAUUCUGACCUAUGGAAGCACAUUUAUGCAGAUGAGUACAUGAAAUGUGAAGUGAUAGAGUGUUGUGAAUCUUUAAAAAAUGUCCUGAAUGUUCUGGCAGUUGGAGAAAAUGAGAAAAGUUCAAAGAAAGUGUUAAACAAUUUGCUCAAGAUAACAUUGCUCCCCAUGCCACAAAAAUUGAUCAACCCAACUCUUUUCCAAAUGAUGUUAACUUAUGGAAGCUCAUUCGGGACUUCGAUCUCCAUGGAAUUAGAACAUCAGUUUCAAUAUUGUAGACCAAGUGGAUGUUACGGUGAUGCUGUUAUUCUACAUUUGUGCUCUGCUAUGUAGUUGUUUCUCUUAUCGACGCAUGUAGUGAUAGAUUCAACUGGAGUCGACAACUUCAUAAGUUUACUUUCAAAGAACAUUUUCAGAGACGAACAUUCUCGGUUGGUCGUUUAUGCUUCUGCAGAAAAUCUUGUUAGAUGUAUUCUAAUGCUAUUUAAAAUAUUUUUUGAUUAAGGGUUGGGAUUC